Molecule: messenger RNA, 755 nt
Organism: Momordica charantia (bitter melon)
Lineage: Eukaryota; Viridiplantae; Streptophyta; Magnoliopsida; Cucurbitales; Cucurbitaceae
Molecular function (GO): cysteine-type endopeptidase inhibitor activity
Source: RefSeq, a predicted model, not a curated record
GACCUCACCUCAAGAAGACAAAGGAGCCUCCCUUCGAAUCAGCCGUUUACAGAAGUCUGUAACUUGGAUUAGGGUUUUUCUCAAGAGAAAAUACAGGCAGCGUUGAUGGCUUCUUCAAAUUCACCCCAACUCAGCGAUGAUGAUGAUGAUUUUGGUGAUGAACCCCGUGAGAUGACCAUCCAUGAUGAUGCUUAUUUUGGUAAUGAACCCCGUGAGAUGACCUUAGAAGAGGAGAUAGAAUACUAUAUUGCCUUGAAGAAAACUGAGGGUUUUGACAUGCCCUCUUUUCCCGAUUCUUAUGCUUGUGGUCGUAUUGAGACUAUAACUGGGAGUCGAUUACAUUCGGAAGAGCUUCAAGAAUGCGCAGACAAAGACAAAGCUGUUGACUAUUUCAAUCAACAAAAUGGUACAAGUUUUGAAUUUGUAAAGAUGGUGAAGGCAACUAAUAAAGCUGUUGUUGGUAUAAUGUACUACCUCACUUUUGAAGUCAAGCAAAUGGGAUCGCCUCCAAACUCUCCCACCAAAACACUCCAAGCUCGAGUGUUGCGUGGUCUUCCUAUUGGCCAUUUUGAUGUAGAACUAUGCAGGCCAGAACCCUCUACUUCUAGUUGAAGUAGAGUACCACCAACAAUCUACCAUUUAUCUCAACUCUAUUAGUAUUUCAAUUUUAAUCUUUCAAUUUUAAUCUUUCAAACACUAUGAUGUGGAACCAUGAUUUUAAUAUACUUAUGUGCAAAGCUAGCUACUAAUGUUUA